AUGGGGCAGCGCCCGGCGCUGCAGUUGAGUUCGAAACUCCCCCGGCCGCAAAGGUUCUCAGUUAGUCGUCGCCAAGCAGUCAAGGUGCAGGCUGUUUUCGAACGGUUUACGGAGCGGUCAAUUAAGACUGUCAUGAUUGCCCAAGCGGAAGCCAAGUCUUUCGGUCACAAUGAGGUGAACACAGAGCAUAUCCUCCUGGGUUUGGUAGCUGAGGAGAGCCUGAGCAAGAACGGCUACUUGAACAGCGGUGUGACGCCUGAACGCGCUAAAGCAACUGUGGAGGCAAUUUUUGGGCGCAAACGACCUGUUAGCCACGGUGAAAGCAUACCGUUCAGUCGCGAAGUUCGGAAAAUGUUCGAGGCUGCAACUCACGAGUGCAAACGCUCCAACGUCAACUGGAUAUCACCGGAGCACAUCUUGCUGGCUAUGCUCGCUAUGCCGGACUGCAAUGGGAAGCGCGUCCUUCACUCGCUGUCUGUGGACGUGGAUGGUCUUAAGGCUGAGGCCUCUAAGCGCCUCAAAGGCGAUACGGACGCGGAGCAGGCGAAGAAGAAGCAGGCACCUUUGAUGUAUCCUCCUCUCUCCUCUCCUCUCUCGGGUUCCCUCCACCAGGCCUCUGGUGCCAAAGAAGGUCCCAAGAUGACCGAGGAGUACUGCAAGGACCUGUGUGCGGAGGUUCGGGCGGGCAGGAUCGACCCGGUGGUGGGUCGCGAGCGGGAGGUGUCACGUGUCGUACAAAUUCUGGCGCGUCGUACUAAGAACAACCCCAUUCUGUUGGGCGAGCCCGGGGUAGGGAAAACCGCCAUCGCGGAAGGGCUUGCGUCAGCUAUCGUACAUCGUACGGCAUCCCUCGACGGCGCUCCGCUUCCUGAGUUUCUGCAUUCGAAGCGGAUUCUGCAGCUGGACGUAGGGCUGUUGAUUGCAGGUGCAAAGGAGCGUGGAGAGCUGGAGAGCCGUGUGACCAAGCUCAUCGCGGAGGUCAAGGAGGCGGGCAACAUCAUUCUCAUGAUCGACGAGAUCCACACGCUGGUGGGCGCCGGCAGCGUCGGUCGCGGCGGCGGCGGCGGCCUGGAUAUCGCCAACCUGGUGAAGCCUGCUCUGGCGCGAGGGGAGUUUCAGGUCAUUGGCGCUACGACAUUGGACGAGCACCGCAAAUACAUAGAACGCGACGCCGCCCUGGAGCGACGCUUCCAGCCCAUCACCGUUGACGAGCCCACGCCCGAGGCCACCCUGGCCAUCCUCAUGGGCCUGAAGGAGCGUUACGAGCGGCACCACCGCUGCGCCUAUACGGAGGAGGCGCUCGCGGCAGCUGUCACGCUCUCCCACAAGUACAUCGCGGACCGCUUCCUGCCUGACAAGGCCAUCGACCUCAUCGAUGAGGCCGGGUCGCGAGCCCGCAUCGCGGCGUUCACCGCCCGGCAGACACGCAGCCGGCAACAGGCCCGCAUGGCAUCAUUGGCUUUGUCACCAGGAUCCGGAUCUGGAUCUUCGUCGUACAGUCGGGAUCAUCCCAAGCUCCACGAGUAUUUACAGGUGGGGGGGAGAGAGUGUGAGGAUGAUGGAGGGUGCCACAAUGACUUUGCGUUACCCUGCCGUGAAUUGUCUGAGCUGGCGGGUCCCAGCUCUGACGGCUCGGUGUUGCCGGUAGUGGGGGUGGAGGACAUCGAGGCCAUUGUCUCCGCCUGGACAGCCAUUCCCGUGGAGAAGAUGAACGACGACGAGAAGGAGCGAUUGCUGAACAUGCGUUCCGAUUUGGGUCACCACGUGGUGGGUCAGGAGGACGCAGUGGAGUCCAUUGCCACUGCGCUGUGCCGAGCUAGGUGCGGACUGAAGGACCCGCGUCGCCCGGUUGCCUCGCUGCUGUUCGUCGGGCCCACAGGCGUGGGUAAGACCGAGCUGGCCAAGGUGCUCUCUGAGCAGUACUACGGCUCCAGGGACGCCCUCUUGCGACUGGACAUGUCCGAGUACAUGGAGCGGCACAGCGUGUCCAAGUUGGUCGGGGCCCCGCCGGGUUACGUUGGUUUCGGAGAGGGCGGAAAGCUGACGGAAGCGAUUCGGCGACGGCCCUUCAGUGUCGUACUGUUUGACGAGAUCGAGAAGGCACACCCCGAUGUGUUUGCGGUUCUGCUGCAAAUCCUGGAGGACGGCAGACUGACAGACUCGCAGGGCCGUACGGUGUCGUUCAAGCACGCCAUGAUCAUCCUGACCUCCAACAUCGGCUCUCGGGUCAUCGCCGCCGGCAGCGGUACCGCGGGCGGUGGUGUCGGUAGCGGCGGCGUGUUCUCCCGCGGCGCGGAUAUUGUGGGGGAUGACGACCGGCUGGCGGCACUGGCGUCACACAAGCUGAAACAGGAGGUCCUCGGAGAGGUCCGGAGCUUCUUCAGCCCCGAGCUACUGAACAGGUUUGACGAGACGGUGGUGUUCCAGCGGUUGCGUCGUGCUGACGUGGCCACCAUCGCGGGCCUUAUGAUGGAGGAGACGGUUGACCGCGCUGCGGAGCGUGGAUUGCAAGUCGAGGUGGCCCCGCCACUGAUGGAGCACAUCAUUGCGGAAGGGUACAGCGAGGAGUACGGCGCUCGUCCAUUACGGCAGGCGAUUGUACGAUUGGUGGAUGAUCCGCUGUCGGAUGCCGUACUGCACCGUAAGUUCGCGCCGGGCACUCGUCUGGUGUUGUCGCUGAACUCCGACGGCGUCGUCACCGCCCGUACGGCAGAGGAGGAGGAGGCAGCUGCCGCCGCCGUGGCGGCGUCAUGCACCGACCUAACCACUUCGCACCUGGCUCAACACCCCAGCGGCGUCGACGGCGGCAUUCUGGUGUCCGUCGGCCCUGGUGGGACGUACGGCAGUGACGACGGUGGCGCCGCGAGCUCGUCCAGGCGGGAGAAGGUAGUACUGACGGCGACUCUGGAGGACAAUUGA
Messenger RNA from Volvox carteri f. nagariensis, 2919 nucleotides. RefSeq names its product ClpD chaperone, Hsp100 family (gene clpD). Bases 1 to 2919 code for a protein of 972 amino acids. Gene Ontology annotation, biological process: cellular response to heat. Gene Ontology annotation, cellular component: cytoplasm. The record is from RefSeq and is a predicted model, not a curated record. Lineage: Eukaryota; Viridiplantae; Chlorophyta; Chlorophyceae; Chlamydomonadales; Volvocaceae. The transcript is spliced from 16 exons. Gene Ontology annotation, molecular function: ATP hydrolysis activity; ATP binding.